Messenger RNA from Hemibagrus wyckioides, 1030 nucleotides. Its product is annotated as mapk-regulated corepressor-interacting protein 1-like. The transcript is spliced from 4 exons. The record is from RefSeq and is a predicted model, not a curated record. Lineage: Eukaryota; Metazoa; Chordata; Actinopteri; Siluriformes; Bagridae. The coding region runs from base 125 to 397 and encodes 90 amino acids.
AGUGUACUACACGGCCAAAUGAUCGCCAUUUUGAGAUCCGGCCAUUGUUUUGCUAAUACACCGGACUUCACUUGUCGGAUUUUUAAGCGUAGCAUUUUAUAUAAACUUCGCAGCAGGGUUGAGGAUGGUGCAGAACUACAAGCAGACAUCUGGAGUGUGUUCUCCAUCCAACACUGACGAGUUCCUCACACCAGCUCACGAGGAGAACGUCCGCUUCAUCCACUACACCUGGCAGUGUGUGAUGAGGGAGAUGCAAUCCUUCCAGGGAACUGAGAACAGCAAUAAAGGACCUCAGAAGUAUGUGGAGAGAACGCCAAACCCCAGCCUGAGCUCUUUCACGCCGGUGGAUCUGAACAACGUGAGACGGAGGAACGUACAGGACUCCAAAAAGUCGUAAAGCCAACGGCGUCUCGUGCGCGUCACCGCCAAGCUCCUUCUCUGCUUUUCUGUCGUUUAAAUGGACGUUAUUUCAAUCCAAAAGCGUGUGUGUGUGUGUGUGCGUGUGUGUGUGUUGAGCUUGUGCGCUCGGUAUUUACUCCGCUCUUACACGUUAUGUUCUGAGGUGAGUUUCAGAGCCACUGCGUUCUUCCUGCGCUUCAUUUACUGCCCGGUAAAUAUUGCUCCUGUCCUCAGAUCACAUCCGAUCCGGCUCUCAUUCGGACUCUUAACCUCCGCCGAGCUGUUCGGUGAUUAUAAGUGUAAGUGACUAUAAGUCUGUCAGCUGUCAAUCACUCCAUCCUUCUGUUUCUGAGGUCGAGGCAAUGUUUUACCGUCCAGUCUUUUAGCACUGAAAUGUUAUCCUGUAGAAUUAUUUCAUAACGGAAAUCUAUUUUUAAUGUGUUUAUACUUUCAUUUUGUUCAGUUAGUAACAUACUUCCUGUUUACUUUAACGGUUCUGACAGUAAAGUCAGUGGAUAUUUAUUCUGCACCUUCUUAAAACGACCCUCUGCCCUCUCCAGCUGUAAUCAGAUCGGAUUUACUGAUGUCACAGUUUCCCAAAAUAAAACCCUCUGUUAUAUUAUAUUCAUUA